Molecule: messenger RNA, 2397 nt
Organism: Cornus florida
Lineage: Eukaryota; Viridiplantae; Streptophyta; Magnoliopsida; Cornales; Cornaceae
Product: probable methyltransferase PMT2
Exons: 7
Coding region: 261-2105 (614 amino acids)
Cellular component (GO): trans-Golgi network; cytoplasm; endosome
Molecular function (GO): methyltransferase activity
Source: RefSeq, a predicted model, not a curated record
UCCUAUUUUACCUCCGCACCUAGCGGAGUCGCCCAAAAUUAAUAUUCUACGUUUAAAGAGAGAGAAAGUUAGAGAGAGACGCGUCUGUUGACUGUGUUCGAUUAACAAAAGUCAGGGUUUUAGCUUUAAGUGCUCCAUUACAAGCAAUUGAGAGUCUAUGCUGUUAUUUGCCCUGUUCCACCAUUACUAGUCGCUUUCGGAGAAGAGUCAAAGCACAGUUUCAAGACCAUCAAUCAGUGUUUUGAUGCGUUAGGUGUGGUAUGGCAUCGAAAAUAAACUCCGCUGAUAGUAGGACGAGGAGUUCAGUAUAUAUCCUUAUAGUAGCUGGCUUGUGCAUUUUCUUCUAUUUACUAGGAACAUGGCAAAGAAGCGGGUUUGGGAAGGGUGACAGUAUAGCCCUGGAGAUGACAAAGGCUGGGGCAGAUUGUAAUGUCCUUCCAAAUCUGAAUUUUGAUACCCAUCACAAUGGUGAAGCCGGUGUUAUUGAUGAUUCCGAAUCAAGAGCUAAAGUGUUUGAGCCAUGCCACCCUCGUUAUACUGAUUACACGCCCUGCCAAGACCAAAGCCGUGCGAUGACCUUCCCGAGGGAGAAUAUGAUUUACCGAGAGAGGCAUUGUGCUCCUGAGGACGAGAAGUUACAUUGCCUUAUUCCAGCGCCCAAAGGAUAUGUAACCCCGUUCCGAUGGCCAAAGAGUCGUGAUUAUGUACCCUUUGCCAAUGCACCAUAUAAGAGCUUGACAGUUGAGAAGGCUAUUCAGAAUUGGAUUCAAUAUGAGGGUAACGUAUUUAGGUUCCCAGGUGGAGGAACACAGUUUCCUCAAGGGGCAGAUGCAUAUAUUGAUCAACUUGCUUCUGUAAUACCAAUUCAAAAUGGGACUGUCAGAACUGCCCUGGACACUGGUUGUGGGGUUGCUAGCUGGGGUGCGUACCUUUGGAAGAGAAAUGUUAUAGCUAUGUCAUUUGCACCAAGGGAUUCACAUGAAGCACAAGUUCAGUUUGCUCUUGAAAGGGGUGUACCUGCUGUUAUUGGGGUCCUAGGAACAAUAAAGAUGCCAUAUCCUUCAAGGGCUUUUGACAUGGCUCAUUGUUCUCGUUGCUUAAUUUCAUGGGGAGCUAAUGAUGGGAUGUACAUGAAGGAAGUUGAUAGAGUUCUUAGACCUGGCGGCUACUGGGUGCUUGCAGGUCCUCCAAUAAAUUGGAAGAAUAACCACCAAGCAUGGCAGCGUCCCAAGGAGGAACUCCAGGAAGAACAGAGAAAGAUUGAAGAGAUUGCGAAACUUCUUUGCUGGGAAAAGAAGUCUGAGAGGGGUGAAAUUGCUGUAUGGCAGAAGAGUAAAAAUUCCGAUGCAUGUCAUGCUACACAAGAAAAUUUUGAAGCUACAUUAUGCAAACCUGCAGAUGCAGAUGUUGUCUGGUACAAAAAAAUGGAAGGAUGCGUAACUCCAUAUCCUGAUGCUAAAAGAGUUCCUGGCGGAGAACUGAAGGUGUUUCCUGACAGGCUAUAUGCUGUCCCUCCCAGGAUUGCUAGUGGAUCUGUUCCGGGAGUCUCUAUUGAGGCAUACCUGGAGGACAACAAAACAUGGAAGAAGCAUGUAAAUGCUUAUAGAAAAAUUAUUGAAAUUAUUGACUCAGGAAGGUAUCGCAACAUUAUGGAUAUGAAUGCCGAAUUAGGAGGAUUUGCUGCAGCACUCGAGUCUCCUAAACUUUGGGUUAUGAAUGUUGUGCCCACAAUAGCUGAGAAAAACACUCUGGGUGUUGUAUAUGAGCGAGGACUGAUUGGCAUCUAUCAUGACUGGUGUGAAGCUUUCUCCACAUACCCAAGGACAUAUGACCUUAUUCAUGCCAAUGGUGUUUUCAACUUGUACAAGGAUAAAUGUAAUUUUGAAGACAUUCUGCUGGAGAUGGAUCGGAUUUUGAGACCAGAAGGUGCAGUUAUAUUCCGUGAUGAUGUUGAUGUGAUAAUCAAGGUCAAGAAGAUAGUAGGUGGGAUGAGGUGGGAUACUAAAAUGUGGGAUCAUGAGGAUGGUCCCCUUGUUUCUGAGAAGAUAUUGGUCGCCGUCAAGCAAUAUUGGGUUGCUGGGGAAAACAGCACAUCAGUGCUGUGAAAGCUACAGAAAGAAGCGGAACCCUGGUUCGAUUCCAAGCUGGCAACGCACCUUCCUCUUAGGCAAGCCCAUGCAUAUUCUUUUUGACCAGUGUGCAUUUUUUUAUGGGAAAGGGGUAUACCGUAGGGAGGAGACUCCCUGAUAUAUGUUUAACCUCAUAUUAAUUUAGCUUGUGUUCUCUGUAUAAGUUAUAAAUGAUAUUUGCUCAAGCUCAUGAAAAAUACUGGCUCCCUGAAAGGCUAGUAAGAUUCCUCAGAUCCCUUUUUCAAUUGGUUAAGAUUCUUUUCCUCUA